AUGCCCAGCAUCGUACAGCUUCACAACAACGCGAUGCAUCCACGGGGUUUUAACGACGAAAUUCCGGUGGAUUUGGAGGGAGGACGGUUGAUCGAUAUGACACAAGAAGAAGAGGUCGAUUCAGCAGACGGAGCGCGUGUGAGCAUAAUGACAUAUCGAAUUGAGACGCCGGAUGGGAGUGAAUUGACGAAAACCGUGAGGAGAAAGUUAUUUCAAAUCAAUGGAGAUUUGAUUCAU
Molecule: messenger RNA, 237 nt
Organism: Mesorhabditis belari
Lineage: Eukaryota; Metazoa; Nematoda; Chromadorea; Rhabditida; Rhabditidae
Source: the annotation of a GenBank genome assembly